UUCGGUCUCUCCAUCUCUCUUUCUAUAAAUGCUCUUCUUCCCACACAUCGCCUCCUCCUCCUCCUCCUCAUUAGAAUACAUAUCUAGGGAAGCAGUAGAGAGGAAGAGUCUCAGAGAGAGAGAAGGAAGGAGAAAGGAGCUGAGUGGUCUCAUUACCAUUACCAGCUCCGUACGAACCUGAAUACGACGUCGUUCCUUCGACCUUUUCUCUGUAAUCUCUCUUCCUCCUCCUCCCACGAGUUUCUCAGCUUUUCUCGGAUUAUCUAGUCUAACUAAAAGAGGAGAUCUUUGUCUCACGGUGGGAUUGAUUUCUCUCUUCACGCCAGAUCGUGCUCCAGGAAAAAUGGUGAUGUGGGUAUUUGGCUAUGGCUCUCUUGUGUGGAACCCAGGAUUUCACUACGAUGAGAAAGUGUUAGGUUUCAUCAAGGGAUAUAAACGUGUCUUUGAUCUUGCUUGCAUUGAUCAUAGAGGUACACCUGAACACCCUGCAAGAACUUGCACACUCGAGAAAGCUGAAGAAGCCAUAUGCUGGGGUGCUGCAUUCUGUGUCCGCGGUGGCCCAGAAAAAGAACGUCUGGCUAUGGAGUACUUGGAACGUAGAGAGUGUGAAUAUGAUCUCAAGACAUGUGUAGACUUUUACAAGGAAGAUGAUCCCCUGAAGCCAGCUGUAACUGGAGUGAUAGUAUUCACGUCUACUCCAGACAAGGUCUCCAACAAGUAUUACCUUGGGCCUGCGCCAUUAGAAGACAUGGCAAGACAAAUUGCGACAGCCAAUGGACCAUGUGGUAACAACAGAGAUUAUCUCUUCCUGCUAGAGAAGGCAAUGCACGACAUUGGGCAUGAGGAGGAUUAUGUAAUAGAGCUGGCAAACGAGGUGAGGAAGGUUCUUGCAGAGUCCUCAACGAAGAAGGUGUCACCGGUGAAGGAAUCAAUAGCGAGCCGUGUAGCUAACAAGUCAAAGAACAAUGUCCCCACGGCUCAUCAGAUACUUCCUCAUCAUCCAGAAGCUGUUGCCACUACAAUAUAACUCAUUGUCGUUUUCUUCUUAAUUGGCUUUAGAGACGAGUGAAAUCAGGUCGUUUGUUUUCCGAGCAGAGAGAGGUGUUUUAGUCUUUUUGUGUGUUUGGAACUCUGUUGCCUUGUGUGUUGUCCUAACGAGUAUACUUUGUGCACCUUUUGAAGAAAAUAAGAAUAUGUUAAAAACAAAAAGAUUGAACCAAA
Molecule: messenger RNA, 1221 nt
Organism: Camelina sativa (false flax)
Lineage: Eukaryota; Viridiplantae; Streptophyta; Magnoliopsida; Brassicales; Brassicaceae
Product: gamma-glutamylcyclotransferase 2-2
Biological process (GO): glutathione catabolic process
Cellular component (GO): cytoplasm
Molecular function (GO): glutathione specific gamma-glutamylcyclotransferase activity
Source: RefSeq, a predicted model, not a curated record